AUGGGGAACGAGUGGGAGCCCCCGGAUAAGAAGGUGGACACCAGGAAGUACCGAGCCGAGCCCAGGAGCAUCUUCGAGUACGAGCCGGGGAAAUCAUCGGUGCUGAGGCUGGAGAGGACGAAUGUGUGUGCGUCUCGCUGCCAAAAGUUCUUGAUCUCGCGUGUGGGAGAGGACUGGAUCUUCCUCAUUCUGCUGGGACUGCUAAUGGCUCUGGUCAGUUGGGUCAUGGACUACGCCAUUGCCUUCUGCCAAGAAGCUCAGAAAUGGAUGUACGGUGGCCUGGACAGCAACAUGCUCCUGCAGUACAUCGCCUGGGUUACCUAUCCAGUGGUGCUCAUUACUUUCUCAGCAGGAUUCACUCAGAUCCUGGCACCUCAGGCUGUGGGUUCAGGUAUUCCUGAGAUGAAAACGAUACUUAGAGGGGUGGUUCUCAAGGAGUAUUUGACUUUCAAGACGUUUGUGGCCAAAGUCAUUGGUCUGACCUGCGCUCUGGGCAGUGGGAUGCCUCUGGGGAAAGAGGGACCAUUCGUUCAUGUUGCCAGUCUGUGCGCUGCUCUGCUGAGUAAAUUCAUGGCUGCUGUUUUUGGUGGAAUUUACAUGGAAGAGCCCUUUGAAGGAAGCAAGAACGAGCUGAGGAACACAGAGAUGCUUUCGGCUGCGUGUGCAGUGGGCGUUGGCUGCUGCUUUGCCGCCCCAAUCGGAGGUGUGCUGUUCAGCAUUGAAGUCACGUCAACCUUUUUUGCAGUGAGGAACUACUGGAGGGGCUUCUUUGCUGCCACCUUCAGUGCUUUUAUAUUCAGGGUGCUGGCUGUGUGGAACCAGGAGGAAGAGACCAUCACCGCUCUCUUUAAGACACGUUUCCGUCUGGAUUUCCCGUUUGACCUUCAGGAGCUGCCGGCGUUCGCCAUUCUCGGGAUUGCUUGUGGUUUUGGUGGUGCUCUGUUUGUUUAUCUGAACCGGCUGAUUGUGGAGUGCAUGAGGAAACAAAAGACCAUCAACAAGUUCUUGCUGAGAAAUCCAUCUCUUCCUGUCAGGCGGCUGCUGUACCCGGCUCUCGUCACCCUGCUGGUCUCUACGCUCACGUUUCCUCCGGGCUUUGGGCAGUUCAUGGCUGGACAGCUGACGCAGCACGAGUCUCUGGUCGCUCUGUUUGACAACCGUACGUGGUGCCGUCAGGGCGUGGCUGAGGAGUUCCACUACAUCAGCCACCAUCACGCCUGGAAACACCCUCAGGUCAACGUCUUCAUCACGCUCGUUCUCUUCAUCGUCAUGAAGUUCUGGAUGUCCGCUGUGGCCACCACCAUGCCCGUUCCCUGUGGAGCCUUCAUGCCUGUGUUUCUAAUCGGUGCAGCGUUUGGCAGACUGGUUGGUGAAAUCAUGGCAGCCACGUUCCCCGAUGGCAUCCACGCAGACGGCAGUGUGUACCCCAUAGUCCCAGGUGGUUAUGCUGUAGUUGGUGCAGCAGCUCUGUCUGGAGCUGUCACUCACACCGUAUCCACAGCCGUCAUUGUUUUUGAGCUGACCGGUCAGAUCUCUCACAUCUUGCCCGUGAUGAUCGCCGUGAUCCUGGCCAACGCCGUGGCGCAGGCACUCCAACCGUCGCUUUACGACUCCAUCAUCCGCAUCAAGAAACUCCCCUAUCUGCCUGAGCUGGGGAUGGGACAUCACGAGAAGUACAACAUCCGCGUGGAGGACAUCAUGGUCAGGGAUGUGCGUUUUAUCACUCUGAACUCUUCAUACAGAGAUCUGCAGGAGAUGCUGCUGACCAGUCAUCUCAAAACGCUCGCCCUGGUUGAAUCAGGAGAGUCCAUGAUCCUGCUGGGCUCCAUCGAGCGGCUGCAGCUCCAGUCCCUGCUCUCCCUUCAGCUGAGCCGCCAGCGGAGGCUCGAGUACCUCCGCCAGCUGGCCCAGGACAACGGCACCCCCGACUCUCUGCCCAGCCUGACGUCCGACAGCUCCCCCAGCUCCCCAUGCACCCACGUUCACCUCAACGCAUCCACCAACGCCAGCGCUCGCCAAGGGGUCCGCUUCCUGGUGAGCUCCCAACAGAUCUCCACAGAGGAGUCCUCCUCCUUCAGCCCGGUGGUGUCCAACGCUCAGCUGCCUCUGAAAUCUGCCUUGAAAUCUGUAUCCGCCAUCAGCAACACGGAGACGCCCAACAGCUCACAGACUUUCUCUUGUGCUGAUCAGGACAAGGAGCUGCUGGAGAGUCCGGCCAGGCCGGCUUCUCCUGAAAACAGAAAGUCCAAACCCAGCCGAGUGAGGAUCUCCAUGGCGGUAGCAGAGUGGGAGGACCAGCAGCUCGAUGAGCUGGUGGACUUCAAGAACUGCAAAAUUGAUCCCGCUCCCUUCCAACUGGUAGAACAAACGUCUCUACAUAAGACUCACACCAUCUUCUCUCUGCUGGGCCUGGAUCACGCCUAUGUGACCAGUAUGGGUCGACUGGUUGGAGUGGUUUCUCUCAAAGAAUUGCGUAAGGCCAUCGAGGGAUCCGUGACAGUGACCGGCGUGAAAGUCCGCCCUCCUCUGGCCAGUUUCCGCGACAGUGGAAACAGCACAAACGUAUCUGAGGUAACAGAACUGCACAAGCUGUGUAUGCGCCACAAAGGUCUGUCCUUACCUCGAGAACCCAAUCCUCCCAACGGGGCGAAAAAGACGGACCUUUCAUACAAAGACGUCGCGGUCAGCUUCACGGACAAAGUGCACUUACAGUUUGAAAACAGCCUUGGCGACGUCACAAUGUCGGACUUGGUGCUUCAAGAAAGCCCCUCAUUCACAGAGGACCAAUCAGAGUUCACGUUUGACUGCAGCCCCUCCCACACCGAGGAAUCAGAGCUGGUCUGUGACCACGAUCCUCCCGCCCAAACUCCGGAGCCAAAUGAAACCGACCAGCAGCAGCGAAGCCCAUCGCUACACAAGGACCGAUCAGAACCUGUGGGAGAAGGUGACACUGAGGACCAGCCCGAUUGA
Molecule: messenger RNA, 2970 nt
Organism: Nematolebias whitei (Rio pearlfish)
Lineage: Eukaryota; Metazoa; Chordata; Actinopteri; Cyprinodontiformes; Rivulidae
Product: chloride channel protein 2-like
Exons: 25
Coding region: 1-2970 (989 amino acids)
Biological process (GO): transmembrane transport; chloride transport
Cellular component (GO): membrane
Molecular function (GO): voltage-gated chloride channel activity
Source: RefSeq, a predicted model, not a curated record